CGAAGACAGUUUGAAAUCGAACGGAGCGGCAUCAUCGGACCAACGAAAUUUGUCAAAGAAGAAGAGAUAGAGGAGGUUUCCCGUACUGUGUUUGAAGAUAAAGUCACGGAGGUGGACGAGGAUUUGAAUGGAAGCGUUGAAGUAUCAAAGUAUCCGCCACGUCUACCAGCUCUACGCAAACUUGAGGAGGAAGAGCUUCGCGAAGUGUUUGAGAGUUAA
Ostertagia ostertagi is the source of this 219-nucleotide messenger RNA. The record is from the annotation of a GenBank genome assembly. Lineage: Eukaryota; Metazoa; Nematoda; Chromadorea; Rhabditida; Trichostrongylidae.